AUAUUGCCUUUCGAUGGACGUCUAGUCAUUCUAUGUUUUCUUCAGGGUGACUGGUGGUCGCCCUCUUCUUAUUCUAUUGACUUUUCUUGAACUUUUCUUUCAAACACUUGGAAUUGGUUAAAGGAUGUUAAUGAACAUGAUCGAAAUCCUUGUGAACGAUAGAGUGGUGGCUGCCAACACUCUCGAGGAGAUGCUCGACACUCUGCUAGAGUCUAUGGCCAGAUUGCUGGAUCGUCUCCAGCGCGGUCGAAGAAUGCUGGAACACGUCGUCGGGAACGGCGACGGGGGAGUCGACGACGAAUUUGAAGAAAUUCGCCGAGCAAGAUUCAACAUCUUGAUCGGUGUGCUCGAGGGCUUGUCACUGAAAGCCAAAGGAGUCAGGAAGGCAUACAAAGCCACAAAGGCAUUGCGUGACAGAUGCAAAAUUUCCGCCCCAUGCUUACUUUUUUGGAUUCAAACAUUCGGCAAUGGGGUACCCUACGACUUGACGAAAUCAAUCAAAUUUUGAGGCAAAUGGGGCCCGUCUAGGUGAUCUUUCAACACGGCGGGAGGAAAGCUGGGAUUAUCCAACUUUCAAAUAAUGAUGCACAUCUAAUGUUCGGACCACCGAGACGCAUGAUAACGGUAGAAGACCACUUCCGCAGACGCUACAACGUGCAACUAAGACACCCCGAACUCAGACUCUUCCACUUCAACAAUGAACCACAAGCGAAAUCGCCCAUCGAGGCAGCCAUCAUAAGAAGACUAUGAUCGGCUGAUUGUCUUUUUUUUUUCACAAAAUCACAAAAAAUUGUCUUUUAUCUUUUUUUUUAAAUAAAAUGUAUUUUUC
Molecule: messenger RNA, 829 nt
Organism: Caenorhabditis elegans
Lineage: Eukaryota; Metazoa; Nematoda; Chromadorea; Rhabditida; Rhabditidae
Gene: Y37E3.30
Product: Rx N-terminal domain-containing protein
Exons: 4
Coding region: 125-508 (127 amino acids)
Source: RefSeq, marked reviewed